This is a messenger RNA of Arctia plantaginis, 2124 nucleotides long. The record is from the annotation of a GenBank genome assembly. NCBI's taxonomy places the organism in Eukaryota, Metazoa, Arthropoda, Insecta, Lepidoptera, Erebidae.
AUGCCGCCGCGUAAAGUUCGUAAUAACGACUCCAGUUCGGAAGAUGAACCUGUCUCGGUGACAGAGACACCUGUGGCUCCGGUGCUUAUGUCUCAAACUCAGUUAGCGUCGCUCCUGGCCGCCUUCUCUUCGGCGCAGGCCGAGGCGAACCAGAAGCUCGUCGAGUCACUACUGACAUCGCACUCAGGGACGCCGCCCAGUGUGAACUCCGUCGCUACACCGACAUCUUAUUCUGGGAAUCUCGUCAAAUGCACCUCGCGCUUCGAUGGUUCGUCGGAGUAUCCGGAGGCGGUCGAAGCAUUCAUAGACGCUGUCGAGAUGUUUAUGGAUUGCGCUUCGGUCAGCGAUGAGAUGGCACUUCGUGGACUCCCCAUGUUAUUAAAUGGGCAAGCAGCAGUUUGGUGGCGUGGCAUCCGUCAUGAAGUCACGUCAUGGUCAGAGGCAGUCAAGCGCCUGCGUUCGAUGUAUGGCAUACCACGGCCACCGUACAAACUGUACAGAGAUGUUUUCGCUGCUGAGCAAGGGUUGGAACGCGCCGACGUUUUUAUCGUAAGAGUACGAUCUCUGUUGGCGAAACUGCCUUAUCAGUUACCAGAGGAAGCGAGACUGGAUAUGAUUUAUGGUCUACUUCACAAGAGAAUCAGGAAGCGGUUACCAAGAGACGCUGUGAGUGAUAUUGAAUCACUGAUAGAAAAAUCUCGCAGCAUAGAAGAAUCGUUGUCGGAGAACUCCACGUCACCGUCGUCGUCGUGUUUACCUACGAAGGCUUCCCUCGCGCUCAGCGAGAGCGCGCAGCAACACGUCGCUCCGGGAUCGAGUUCGACGCCGUCGCCGUCGCCGCCGGUUCGCACUGCCCGCGCCCCGCGAGCGAACUCGCCGCGUAGUGAUCAGUGUGUGAGCAAAAGUGAUAACAGUGAUAAGAAGUUGUUUUGCGUGUAUUGUAAGGGACGAGGACACGUACGGGACUCAUGUGAUAAGCUAAGUAAACGUUCUCUUUCUACUAACUCUGGCACUGUUUGCUAUAAUUGUGGUGAAAAAGGCCACGUUAGAGUUAAUUGUCCUAAAGGUAAACAAGGUAGUGCCGGAGAUAGUAACACAAAUGUUAAGAUAGAAAAUGUGUUUUCUUCAGUGUAUAUAGAUAGUAAGAAGUCAUGUUCGGAUUUUGUUAACGAUAAUAAUAAGCAGAUGUUAGCUGAGGACGUGAUCGAGGAGUGUGAAUCCGCCUGGGCAGCGCCGUGCGUCUUAAGGCUCAUAGACCGUUUCAGAUCGGGGUCUACACUUAGUGGUAGGACUAUUUUGGGUUAUUUGGAUGACCUGCUGGUCAUUUCGGAGGACCUGGAGUCCCAUAUAGCAGAUUUGCGUGCGGUAUUCGAGCGUCUCCGUAUGUACAAGCUCCGAGCAAACCGAGAGAAGUGUGUGUUUGCCAGAGACCGGCUCAAGUACCUUGGCCACGUGAUCUCUCAUUAUGGUAUAUCUCCAGACGAAGAGAAGGUAAGUGCUAUUUUAGAGAUGAAGGAACCGACAACUCUCCAGCAACUUCGCACCUUCCUCCAAACUUGCUCUUGGUUCCGCAAGUUUAUCCCAGAGUUUGCCAAGGUGGCUGAACCUCUUACGCGUCUAACAAAAAAGUCACAGACCUGGAAAUGGGGUAAGGACCAAACUAGUGCUUUUAUACAGCUCAAGACUCUUUUAGCUUCACCCCCCAUUCUGACCCAGCCGGACUACUCAAGACCUUUCAUCCUUAGAACGGACUCCAGCGAUUUCGCUUUAGGUGCAGCCUUACUCCAGGGGGAGUCACCACAAGAUGAACAUCCUAUCGAGUACGCUAGUCGUCUCCUUACGCGGGCAGAACGGAACUACUCCACCACUGAGAGGGAGGCGUUGGCCGUUGUCUGGGCAGUGGAGAGAUUCCGUGGCUACGUCGAUGGUCAUCAGGAUGGUCCGUAUGUAGUCUCCAAGAAGGUGAGUCCCACUACAUUUGCUCUUACCUCACAGAAGACUGGUGAAGUUGUUGGCAAUUAUCACAUGUCGGAUCUGCGUAGAUACCAUGACAGAGGUGGUGAGUGUCCGGAGCCUGUUGUUCCGAAGCGCCGCAGAGGUCGCCCGCGGAAAGUCCAACCGUAG